Ananas comosus (pineapple) is the source of this 1808-nucleotide messenger RNA. Its product is annotated as ribonuclease H2 subunit C. The transcript is spliced from 4 exons. The coding region runs from base 116 to 688 and encodes 190 amino acids. Gene Ontology annotation, biological process: RNA catabolic process. The record is from RefSeq and is a predicted model, not a curated record. Gene Ontology annotation, cellular component: ribonuclease H2 complex. Lineage: Eukaryota; Viridiplantae; Streptophyta; Magnoliopsida; Poales; Bromeliaceae.
AUUUCAAAGGUCUUGUUUUGUGUUUUAUUUAGAGCGGGGAAGUAAUCGAGCUCAUACAACACCAUUACCCAAAAAGAAGUAAAAAAUCCUCGCUAGGGUUUCAGUUUCCCCAUCCAUGGAGGACGAGCGCAGUAGCCCUAGGGUUUCUCCUCCGGCGACCACCACCACGUCCGCCGCCGCCCACGGAGGAGGAGUCGCCGGAACGAUCCGCCUCCGCCGUAGCCCGCCGCCUCCUUCCGCCGCGGACGCCAUCGGCGGCGUCCACCUCCUCCCCUGCUCCAUCAAGCACAACGGGCCCUGCGCCAUUUCCCACUACUUCAAGCCUCGGACAACGGAUGUGGAGGUGGACGGAUUGAGCGUGGAGGAGGCUUUCUUCAGAGGGAGGAAGUUGCUGGGCGCCACCGUCCCCAUACCCGAUGGCUAUCGCGGAUAUAUAUUGGAGAGGAAGAAACUGGGGAAGGGAAAGGAUGCGGAAGGCUCGACGGAUGGGGAUUUCAGUAGUUGGGCAUCACGUGCCGAGUUUCGUAGCGUAACGUAUUGGGAUCAUGACAUUCUCCCUUCGACGGAUGACCCUCUCCUUCGGUGCUUCCAUUGGUUUCCUGUUGCCAAUGCGCUGCACAAGCCAGUUACUGCCGAGGAGUUGGCUAAAGCCUCAAAAGCUGUUCAGGACAAGAAACAGCUAAACUGAAGCUAGAUUGAGCUGUUUUCCCCAUUAAUGAGAGUUGCUGCAUUGUUCGGGACAUCUAAGGAGUUGGUGAUUCUUUGUUGGCUUGAGGGAGCUGUGAACUUUACACAUCAAUGACUACCCAAGCCUCUGCUCAAAUGCUCGGACAAAAUUCGACCGGAUUGGAAGCAACUUCGACUAUGAAGCUUUAGAAUUACUGUUCGCCGUUUCAAUCCAUGAGAAUCAGUUGGAGUCCUCCUAUGGGAUAAUAAACUGUCUUAUUAUCCGAGUUUUUGGGCCGAUAAAAAAAGCCGCAUUUCACCUUGGGCCAGCAGACACCAAGGGCUUCACAAUCUCAAGUUCUUGUCCAGUUGAUUCUUGUUGGCCUCCCCGCCCAACAUGAUAGUAAUUGCGCUGUUCUUCCAGUUGCAUCCAUGGUUGAUCAAUUAAUCAUGCGUGUAGUCGAGGGCAGAAGAUAAUGGACAGCUCUAUUUUGUUUUUUGUUUUUUCCCCCUCCAGCCAUUUUCAAUUGCUUUAAAUGCACAUUUGUAUCGGCCCUUGUGCUGCAAUACUUGCUAAAGUAUGUGUAAUGUCAAGGCGGAGUUUCCGCCAGUGUAGCUCUCCAAACAGAAGGUUUAAAGUUUUGUUCUGUGGUGGAAAAAUGAAAUAAGCUUUUCGAGUGAGAUUUCUGCUUCUAGCUGCAGUGGAAAGCUAAAUUAACUCUGCAUUAGCUGCAGGAGUUGUUCAAAAACCCCAGAUAUGGUUCAUGGCCCAAUGGUGGAUGAUGAGCUGGAGAUGAUAUAUGGAGAAGCAAACCAAUGAAUGGCAACCAACAAAGAUGGAAUCUGGGAGGGGUCCUUCAGACACAUUGCUAUCUCUUCAUGGACUAAGAAUAAGAGGGAGUAGGAAAGGCACAAAAUUCCCCACAGCUUUGCAAUCACUUCCUCUCCACCAACCUUAAUGAAGGCCAAAGCUAAAUAAGCACAAAUAACACUGGGCUACACUACUAAAUAGAAGCCAUGUGCCUCUACUUGUUAAUGUAAUUGGGAGAAGUUGUGGUCCUUCCUCAUGUGCUUUGUCUACAUGUCUCCAUGUUUAAUUGUUAUCAGCCCAAUUUAAUACACAAAUGGAGAUUUUAAUACCA